UGUGUCUCGGAAGUCUGCGCCUGUCUACGAAAUAUCUGCAAGCAGACAGAAUUCGAGGAUCUAAUGGACUUCCAAGAUAAAGAUUCGUCCAUGGCGGUUUCCAGAACCUCGAAUUCGUAUAUCAAUGGCCCUUCCUUAAGCCAUUCUGCUUGGUUGGAGGUUCGCCUCUUCUACGUUCGGAUUUCUCCCUGUGUGAUUGAUAGCGUUCCUGAUCAUCUUAAUCUGCGGCACCUUCGUCGCGAAAUUGGUGUUUCCCUUGAAAUUAAUGGUUCUCAAAUUCCGGCCUCUGAUUCCGUUUCUAUCGCCCUCCGUCGUGAUCGGCUCAGCAAGGAAACAUCGGAGGUUACGUACGUUAGCACGGACAGUAUUCGGGUUACCGGCGGUGUGGAGUUCGAGGUGUAUGAGAAUGAGGAUUUGAUUCUCUGUGGGUCUUUGGAACGAAUGGAGGCCAAUUGGGUUAAUGGGAGCAUUGGAUUGGAGAACAAUUCGAAGACAGGUUGGACUAUGGACUGUUUUAUGGCUGCGUCCAUGUGUUCGGGUUCGUCGGCCUUCUUCCGGCCUAAACUUGGGGUUUCUUCGCCGGCAAUCGAGGUUUAUAUCGCCGGUUGUUGCUCCGGUAUGCCUGUGAUCUUGACGAAGACGAUUCUGGUCAGUCCGAGGCGGAAGAACCAGAGGCAGGGUGUCCUGGAUGCAAUUCCGGAGGAUGAAGAAGUUGGGAAGGAGGAGAAUGGAACUAAUGGAUUGAUCCAGCACCAAAAAGUGCAGAUGUCAGAGUCUGAAGUUGAUGGUUAUGACUCAUAUGGUAAAAUGGGGCAUGGUUUCUACCGUGAUGAUAUGUACACUGGCGAAGAUGGGCAGCUCUCAUGGUUUAAUGCUGGUGUUAGAGUGGGUGUUGGCAUUGGUCUUGGAGUGUGCCUUGGAGUGGGAAUUGGGGUUGGCUUGCUCAUGCGUUCAUACCAAACCACAACGAGACAUUUUAGACGACGGUUUAUGUAAUUAGGAUAUCGUUACUCGGGAAUCUGGAAACUGUUAUACUAGUGAAUAUACAAUAAAAGGGAUGAGAUUUUCAGGUUCCCGAUGGUUAAGCCUGAACAUAACGUAAGAUAACGCAGGCAAGAAGGCGCUAAGUUUUAGGACUUUGAACAGAAUCAAGAAAUCAGUGAUAGCCUCUCCAGGAUGUUGUGCAUUAACUUCUUCUCCGGGCUGAAUGAAAGCUGUACAAUCUCUCCUUUUUGUUCUAUUCUCUGUAUGAAGCACUUCCUCUCUGGCAGCGGAGACCUUCUUGUUCAUUUUCAUGGCUGCUUAAUAUUCUAUGUAUAUGUUUCUUUACAUAAAAUGCAGGUUUGUUUCGGUGCUUAUCCUCGACCACUGUAGCGUUUUUUCGAAGGGCAGCGUUGAACACAACCCUGCUGAAAAAAUGGAUUUCCUAGAACAGAAUAAACUUGUGUGAGGUUUGACUUCGUCUUAAGAGUAUCUACUUUUCUGUACUGGUGCUGAUGUAUAUAGAAUACUGCCUUUUUUUUUUCUCUUCUCCUUUUACAUUGUCAUUUUUUCCCUAUGUUCUAUUUUGUUUUAAUUUAGUUUCGGUACUUUCGUUAUCACAUUGGUUCGGUUUCUAACGUCGAUUAUCCAGUUAAAUAGUAUUGUAAAGCUGACAUGGUAGUACAGGUGGGGUGAUGAUGCAUCAAAGUCCCCACAGAAUCUUGUCAGCUUUCAAUUACUAUUGAACUCGAUAAUUUGAUCUGGAAACGAAACGAACAUUUUUACGAAAGUACAAGAACUAAUACGAAACAAAGGAAAAGAGAGGACGAAAAUGUAUAAUGAUAAAGUACUAGAGUUAGAGUUUGAGUUGUUCUGUCCAAAAUUUAUCUCACGUUUCAUGUAGCAACUUUCCCUGGAUGAGUUCUGUGAAUGUGAUAUGCAAUUACAGCCUCUUGAGCUCAUUUCAUCA
Cucurbita pepo subsp. pepo (vegetable marrow) is the source of this 1951-nucleotide messenger RNA. NCBI's taxonomy places the organism in Eukaryota, Viridiplantae, Streptophyta, Magnoliopsida, Cucurbitales, Cucurbitaceae. The record is from RefSeq and is a predicted model, not a curated record.